GCUAACGUUAGGCUAGUUAGAUGUAGCUAGCUAGCUUUAGAUUCUUGUCGGCGUACGCAGCUGUAGAAUGAACAUUAUACACACGAUUAUUGAGGGAUACUAAUGAAACUCCUUGGUGUCACUUUAUUUUACAGUCGCACUACUGUUGUUGUCGACGUCUCCCGUUUAGUUGUUUUCAUCAUUAGCUGUCCCGUCUUGGUCAGUUAGCUAGUUAGCCCCUUCAGCUAGGCACAGUAGCGUAUGGGUGUCAAAGUUAGCCGUGACUUCACCGGGUGUCUGGUUGCCUGAUCUCACAUUUCGGACACGUCAAGGUUCCUCAAAUCUGUAUCUUGAUUUUGGGGGCUGUGAUGUCAGAGCCCAAGACCCCCACUCCAACCCCAGCUGGCGACACAUACAAAGGAUGGGUGUUCAAGUGGACAAAUUACAUCAAGGGUUAUCAGCGGAGGUGGUUUGUCCUGAGCAAUGGGCUGUUGUCAUAUUACAGGACCCAGGCAGAGAUGGGCCACACAUGUCGGGGCACAAUCAACUUGGCCACAGCAACUAUCACUGUGGAUGAUGCCUGCAACUUUGUCAUCUCUAAUGGUGGGGCACAGACGUAUCACCUGAAGGCCAGCUGUGAGGUGGAACGUCAGCGCUGGAUCACUGCCCUUGAGCUGGCCAAAGCAAAGGCGGCACGCAUGCAGGCUGAGUCAGAUGACUCUGGGGAUGACUUCUCACCAUCAUCUGCACCAGUGGCACCCGGACAAGGAGGCGGGUCGCAGAAUUCAGAGGUCCAGUCUGCUCUCAGAACACUAGGCAGCAAGGUGGAGGAUCUCAGCACGUGCAACGACCUGAUCUCAAAGCAUGGCUCUGCCCUCCAGAGGUCUUUAUCAGAACUGGACAGUUUGCGUCUGACUGGAGAGGCUGGGGAUAAGAUUCGUCAGGUCACAGAAAGGGCCACGUUGUUCCGCAUCACGUCUAAUGCCAUGAUUAAUGCGUGCCGAGACUUCCUCACUCUGGCUCAGGCUCACAGUAAGCGAUGGCAGAAGGCCCUGCAGGCGGAACGGGACCAGAGAGUGAGGCUGGAGGAGACUUUAGAACAACUGGCCAAGCAGCACAAUCACCUGGAACGAGCGUUCAGAGGGGCUGCGCAGGCUAAUGCUACAGCAGACAAUAAAAGUGCUGCAGGGCCGGGGAAAGGUGAGGCCAGCGAUGAGGAUGAUGACAAUGAGUUCUUUGAUGCCAUGGAGGAGGCUCCUGAGUUUAUCACUGUUCCUGCAGACCCACAAUUUCACAAAAGGUCAAGCAGUAAUAUCAGCGGUUUCAACAGUGAAAUGUGUCCUGACGAUCAGUCGCUUAAUGAGGAGCCCCUUGCGAUGAACCAGGAAUCCCCCUCUCAGGAGUUGGUGCCCUUGAAAAAGAGGCGGACACGCAUUCCAGAUAAACCCAACUAUUCCCUCAAUCUGUGGAGUAUCAUGAAGAACUGCAUUGGCAAAGAGCUGUCCAAGAUCCCAAUGCCUGUGAACUUCAACGAGCCCAUUUCGAUGCUGCAGCGGUUGUCGGAGGACCUCGAGUACCACGAGCUGCUGGACAAGGCCUCCAAGUGCCAGAGCUCCCUGGAGCAGAUGUGUUACGUGGCAGCCUUCUCCGUGUCCUCCUACUCGACCACCGUGUACCGCACGGGCAAGCCCUUCAACCCUCUGCUGGGAGAGACGUAUGAACUGGACCGCCGGAGAGAGAGUGGCUACCGCUCUCUCUGUGAGCAGGUGAGUCACCAUCCCCCUGCAGCAGCACAUCAUGUGAUUUCUGAUCGCGGCUGGACCUUGAGGCAGGAAAUCACUGUUGCUAGCAAGUUCAGGGGAAAAUAUCUCUCCAUUAUGCCUUUAGGCACAAUUCACGCAAUCUUUGAAAAGGGCAACAAUCACUACACAUGGAAGAAAGUUACCACCACAGUGCACAACAUCAUUGUGGGGAAACUUUGGAUUGAUCAGUCUGGAGAAAUAGACGUAGUGAACCACACCACCGGAGACCGCUGCCAUCUGAAGUUUGCUCCUUACAGCUACUUCUCCAGAGAUGUGGCCAGGAAGGUGACAGGUGUGGUGAUGGACAAAGACGGCAAGGCCCACUAUGUGUUGUCGGGGACGUGGGAUGAGAAGAUGGAGUUCUCCAGAGUGAUGCAGAGCAGUCGAGGUGGAGAGAACGGAACCGAGGGCAAACAGAAGACGGUUUAUCAAACACUCAAAGCCAGAGAGGUCUGGAGGAGGAACCCUUUACCUGACGGAGCAGAGACCAUGUACUACUUCACUGCCUUGGCUCUGACCUUAAAUGAGCCUGAGGAGGGCGUGGCACCCACCGACAGCCGACGCCGGCCUGACCAGCGUCUGAUGGAGGACGGCCGCUGGGAAGAGGCCAACGCUGAGAAGCAGCGGCUGGAGGAGAAGCAGCGCAGCGCCCGGCGGGAAAGAGAGAGAGAGGCCGCCAGCCAACGCACCUCCAGCCAAUCAGAAGAAGCUGUCGAUGAGGACUCUCUUACUGAUCCCUCCUUAAAAAGUGCACCUCAUGACAACUACCAGGCACUUUGGUUUGAGCGCUGUGAGGACCGGAUCACAGGUGAGCAAAUCCAUAUCUAUAAGGGAGGCUACUGGGAAGCUAAGGACCGUGGCAGCUGGGAGGGUUGCCCAGACAUAUUUUGACCUCGGUGUUGCCUGCAAAGUGCCCUGAAGAGACUGAUCCAUCAAAGCCGCCUGGUGGACAGCUACCACAAAGGCCUGCUUGUCCCCUACUUGGACAGCUGCUUCCCUCCAGUGGCUCUCUGUUCUAAGAGAUCUCCAGGACGGUCACUGCUGUCUGAUCCAGAGGGAGCAGGGUUAUCCCUCUGGCUUCCCUCAUCCCCAUUUUGGUUCCUGUCUCCUUGAGUCUUAGCAUCUACCCCUUCAUUGCCGUCACACAUCUGAGAGGACUGGAAUGAAAAUUCUAUGCUGCUUUGACUCGGGUCUGGCUGAGCAUAAGGGGGAGGAAAUGAAAUGGGCAGUGCUUCCAAAUCUAUAGUAGAUCGUUCUUUUAGUCUCUCUGCUCAAGUCUGUUCAGUCUCUCAGAUCAGGAGCAGAAGAGGUUUUGUGCUGAUAACACCCUGUGAGAUAAUGUAGUGUUCCUAUCGUCAUCCACAGCAUUGUGUGCUUUGGUAACAACUCUAAAAAAAAAAAAAAAGGGGG
This is a messenger RNA of Seriola dumerili (greater amberjack), 3191 nucleotides long. Its product is annotated as oxysterol-binding protein 1-like. Gene Ontology annotation, molecular function: sterol binding. The coding region runs from base 348 to 2672 and encodes 774 amino acids. Gene Ontology annotation, cellular component: cytosol; intracellular membrane-bounded organelle; membrane. The record is from RefSeq and is a predicted model, not a curated record. NCBI's taxonomy places the organism in Eukaryota, Metazoa, Chordata, Actinopteri, Carangiformes, Carangidae. The transcript is spliced from 17 exons.